Messenger RNA from Carassius gibelio (silver crucian carp), 3812 nucleotides. It is a transcript of the gene cygb2, whose product is annotated as cytoglobin 2. Gene Ontology annotation, molecular function: heme binding; iron ion binding; oxygen binding. Lineage: Eukaryota; Metazoa; Chordata; Actinopteri; Cypriniformes; Cyprinidae. Bases 193 to 870 code for a protein of 225 amino acids. The record is from RefSeq and is a predicted model, not a curated record. Gene Ontology annotation, biological process: oxygen transport. The transcript has 3 exons.
GUUCCAAGCGUUGAGAACAUCUGUGUUAGAGGCUAGACAAAGACCUGAGCAGCUCGGAAGACAAGCAACGGAAAAAGCUAAUUUUAGGAGAGAGAGAACAGUGACAGCAGAUAUAUUCAUCGAACGAUUGUCAGAAGUGAAAUAAUCCUGCCUGCUCAAGGUAGUGAGGGGCACAGAGUGAGAGGUGGGCGGAUGCACACUCUCUACUCUCUUGCCCUGCGUUUUUGUUGCCCCUUCAGCCAACUUCGUCGCUCCUCUCCACCACCACAACCUCUCAUUCCACCAUCUGUGCCUGCUUCAGGCGCAAGUACCCCGUGGUGCGUGUGUGGCAUGGAGAAGGAGAGGGAGGAUGAAGAGACGGAGGGGAGGGAGAGACCAGAGCCGCUGACGGAUGUGGAGCGGGGCAUCAUUCAGGACACCUGGGCGCGUGUUUACGAGAGCUGUGAGGAUGUGGGCAUCACUAUACUAAUAAGGUUCUUUGUGAACUUCCCCUCAGCAAAGCAGUACUUCAGUCAGUUCCAGGACAUGGAAGAUCCAGAGGAAAUGGAGAAGAGCUCUCAGUUGAGGAAACAUGCCCGCCGUGUCAUGAACGCCAUCAACACAGUUGUGGAGAACCUUCAUGACCCAGAGAAAGUUUCAUCUGUUCUGGGGCUAGUGGGAAAAGCACAUGCACUCAAAUACAAAGUGGAGCCAAUGUACUUCAAAAUCUUAAGUGGGGUUAUUCUGGAGAUACUUGCGGAGGAUUUCGGAGAGUGCUUUACCCCAGAAGUGCAGACAUCCUGGACCAAACUGAUGGCAGCAUUGUACUGGUAUAUCACAGGGGCUUAUACUGAGGUGGGAUGGCUCAAACUAUCCAGCUCAGCGGUCUGAGAUUAGGCAUUCAUUCCUACUGUACAUGAACACUGGUUGUAACUCAUCAGCUUGGCUAGUCAAAGGACUGACUUAAGAGGAUAAAGAUCAAUAGAAUAGAAUUAGAAAUAUGUUUUCCAUCAUAUACAUCAUUUUCUUUCACCUUGUUUUAUACAUUUUUAGUAUAUACAACUCGAACCUCUAAGAUGUUGUCUGUGCUGUGUAGUGUAAUUUGCUUGUGUAUCUUUUAGGCUUGUGUUUCAAUGUGUAUAUCAAAACAGAUCACAUUUUAUUAUAAUGCCACAGCAGAAUUAUAAUACAUACUAACGCAUAAAUAGAAAAUAAAUAGCAUAAACCUGCUGUUCAUUUGUUAACUUUGUCAAGACAAUAGUGUUCUCCAAAAUACAAACCACACACAAGUCUUCAUUGUUCAGUACUUUACUCAUGGUGAAUCUAACCUUAUUGGUGCUUCUCACAUGAGAGGCAUAAAUGAAUAAAAUAACUCAUUCAAGAAGUGACCCAGUAUUCUCAGAUCUGACGUUUAUCCUUCUGUUAAUGUUCAUUUGGGAGUCACACUUGUGUUUUUCACGGUCAAAAUUGACCGGACACCUGAAAUGACACUUUUUUAAAUUUCUGUGAAAUUAAUGUAAUAUAAUUUUGUUCGAUAAUAUUUUUCUUUUUCAUUUUGUAUUUUGAAAGAAUUUCAUGGUACUGUUUAAUAUUUAUGCAAUAAUUAUGAUCAAUUUAUGAUUAAUCAAACAAUUUUUCUAAUAUUUUUUUAGCACUUUCUAAUAUUUUCUAAUAUAUAUUUUUUUUCAAUUAUGGCAGUAUUUUGGGUUAAAAUAGAGACAAUGCAUUUAAAUUGUAAAUUCAUUUUCAAGGCAAAUUAAUUCCAUAUGGUGGGAGUAAAAACAAGAUAAAAACAUCCAAACUUUAAUGGUUUAGCCACUAGAUUUCUAUAGAGCUCUAUAUAAAAGAUUUAUAAAUAAUUAUCUAGUUGUUUUUUUAAAUAAAUACAGCCACACCAGUUAAUUUGUGUGUGUCUAAUAGUGUGUUGUGUGUCUGUGAGUGUGUGUGUCCAAUUUGUACUAAGUGUCACCGCUUCCUUGGUGGCUAAAUUAUGGAUUUUAUUUCAGGUAUUUGCAAAAACAUGUUGUGUGUUACAGUCACACUAGUUCAUAUAUGUGCAUAUGUGGGGGGAGUGUGUCUGUUUUGCACUCUUAAUAUUUUAAAGUAUCACCCCUUAAUUGCUUUUUUCUGCAUUGCGAAUGAUUUGUAGAUAACACACACACACACACCCACACACACACACACACACACACACACACACACACACACACACACACAAAUAUAAUAGUCUCUGUAUUUUCACAUUUUUGCAUAUUUUUUAUUAAUUUCCAAUGCCAGUCAUAUUUGACCGCGAACAACAAAAGUGUGACUAUUUUUAAAUGACCAUUUAGCCUUCUUGAAUCAAGUCCACAAUUAUUAGUAUUAUUUUUAUUUUAUUUUUCUGCCAUAAAAGUCAAUGAGUUUCAUACCACUCCAGUGAAGCAGUGAUUUCUUAUAUAUAUGCAGGUUCAGGUCCGGUGACUGUGGAGGCCAGGUCAUCUGGCGCAGCACCCCAUCACUCUCCUUCUUGGUCAAAUAGCCCUUGAUGCCUUCAGUGUGAAUCUAAAAUUUUCAUAGUCAUGAAAAUAAAGAAAACUCUUUGAAUGAGAAGGUGUGUCCAAACGUUUGGUCUGCACUGUGUAUAUAUAAAAAAAAUCACUGCUUCACUGGAAUGGUAUAAAACCCACUGACCUUUAUGGCAGAAAAAUUAUAAUAAUAAUUGUAGAUACAUAUAUAUCUUUUUUUCAUUUUCUUUUUUCUAAAUAUGUUUUAUUCCAGUCUAAUGCUAUAUCAGACCCCACUGAGCACAAUUACUCAAUUAAGUCUAACUUGUUAAAAAAAACACACAUUUCAUUAUGUACAUGAAUUUGUUGCUGAUUAAAUAAAUAGAAUAGAUACAAAAAAGUCUAAGAAACACACCAUUCCAAAAAGUGAUGCAAUGAUACACAGACAUAAAAACAUGAUUGAUUAUGAUUUAUUCCACCAAAGUCUUGCAUUACAUGUCCUUUAAGUACAAAGUAUUUUUAUUAUAUAGUGUGUGUUUGUGGUUAUUUUGUUAUUUUGAUUUUUUUUAUCUACUUUAUCCUAGCAUCCAUCCUUAUACAUGGCUUACAAUGUUCUUCCAUGUAUACCUCACUCCAUAUCCAGCAAAACAAUCAUCACUUUCUUUCUAAAAUAGGCUCCUUAAUUUUACCAGCUUUUCCUUCACUCUUCUUCUCCUGUUCUUUGUAUUCACUCAGUCUUUUUCAUCUCUUUCUUUAUUAACAUGGCAUAUUCUUCCAUUAUCUAGCUAAUUCCACCUUUUGGCAGUGAGCCUGUCUCUGUGCAAUGGCCUGUGCCAGGUUUCCCUUGAAUCAUACACAUCCUCAAAUGCAGACAAACAAUGGUUCAGCUGUAUAAUAUUACUGAAAAAUGCUUUACCAUUUACUAAGACUGCAGACUGUUAAAAACCUGUUAUUUCUGGGUUCGUGCUCAGCAUAUUAUUAAAAUAUUUCCCAAAAUGCAAAUUAAAAAAACAGCAUACAUGAACAUGAAUAUUAAGUGGUAAACUUUUAUUUUUAUUACAGUUUCUGUAUUUGAGUUUAUUACACUGUCUCAUUAUCAAAAGACUGCUUUUUUUCUUUUGGUACAUAAUACUAAUCUUGGUGGAGUCAUACUACUUCAUAAAUAUAAACUAAAUAUAAGAGAUGAAUAUGAAUAUAAUAAAUACUAUCUACAAGCAUGUGAUGCAUCAUCUGUUAUUACUCUUAUACUGCCUUUGAAUCGUUGCUUUCAGAAGUCUCUCUUUGUUUGACCAUUGCCACUUGAUGAACUCCCUGUCAUUUAUAUUUUAGAGAUUAAAACUGUCCAGACAA